Messenger RNA from Lasiodiplodia theobromae, 1011 nucleotides. Its product is annotated as Glyceraldehyde-3-phosphate dehydrogenase type I. Gene Ontology annotation, biological process: glucose metabolic process. The transcript has 5 exons. Gene Ontology annotation, molecular function: NADP binding; NAD binding; oxidoreductase activity, acting on the aldehyde or oxo group of donors, NAD or NADP as acceptor. The record is from RefSeq and is a predicted model, not a curated record. The coding region runs from base 1 to 1011 and encodes 336 amino acids. NCBI's taxonomy places the organism in Eukaryota, Fungi, Ascomycota, Dothideomycetes, Botryosphaeriales, Botryosphaeriaceae.
AUGGUCAAGGUCGGCAUCAACGGUUUCGGUCGCAUUGGCCGCAUCGUCUUCCGCAACGCCAUCGAGCACGGCGAUGUCGAUGUCGUCGCUGUCAACGACCCCUUCAUUGAGCCCAAGUAUGCUGCCUACAUGCUCAAGUACGACUCCACCCACGGCCAGUUCAAGGGUGAGGUCAAGGUCGACGGCCAGGACCUGACCGUCAACGGCAAGAAGGUCCGCUUCUACCAGGAGCGUGACCCCGCCAACAUCCCCUGGGCUGAGACCGGUGCCUACUACAUCGUCGAGUCGACCGGUGUCUUCACCACCACCGAGAAGGCCAAGGCUCACUUGAAGGGUGGCGCCAAGAAGGUCGUCAUCUCCGCUCCCUCGGCCGACGCCCCCAUGUUCGUCAUGGGCGUCAACCAGGACAGCUACACUCCCGACAUUGAGGUCCUCUCCAACGCCUCUUGCACCACCAACUGCCUGGCUCCCCUCGCCAAGGUCAUCAACGACAAGUACGGCAUCGUUGAGGGUCUCAUGACCACCGUCCACUCCUACACUGCCACCCAGAAGACCGUCGACGGUCCCUCCGCUAAGGACUGGCGUGGUGGCCGUACCGCUGCUACCAACAUCAUCCCCAGCAGCACUGGUGCCGCCAAGGCCGUCGGCAAGGUCAUCCCUGCCCUGAACGGCAAGCUCACCGGCAUGGCCUUCCGUGUCCCCACCUCCAACGUCUCGGUCGUCGACCUGACUGCCCGUCUCGAGAAGCCCGCCAGCUACGACGAGAUCAAGGAGACCAUCCGCCAGGCUUCCGAGGGUCCCCUUGCCGGCAUUCUCGGCUACACCGACGAGGACGUCGUCUCCUCUGACCUGUGCGGUGACAACCGCUCGUCCAUCUUCGAUGCCAAGGCCGGUAUCUCCCUCAACAACAACUUCGUCAAGCUCGUCUCGUGGUACGACAACGAGUGGGGCUACUCCCGCCGUGUCCUUGACCUUCUGGUCUUCAUUGCCAAGAAGGAUGGCAACGCUUGA